AUGGUGCCCGCCCCUCGCCCCUCACCCUCGACACCGCCUCGAACCCCGCCAUCUCCCUCGAACCCGCCCAGCCCAGUCACGCCAGCCGACGUCCCGCUCCUCCGCCUCAGCGGCAGCCCCGCACCAGCCGCCGCCAUGUCGCGUUCGACCGCCGACAGCCCGACCACCUCGGGACUCGCCCCGAGCGGGUUCGCGACCCGCCAGCGCACCGGCAGCAACCCGAUGAGCCACCUGCGCGGUCCACGCUCGGCCACGUCGACCGCGACCACCAGGCGCACCUACGCUCCGAGCAGCGUCGGCACGGCCCGCACGGGUGCGACCGGCACCACCGACGACGCCGCGAGCGAGGCCGACGGCUUGCUCGGCGGCGGCGCCGGCAGCGGCUCGCGUCGAGGAGGUGGACGAGCAGGAGCCGGGUCUCGGGUUCCCGGUCUCGGCGGGCGCGGCGAGAGCGACGGCGAGUUUGACGAGGGCUGGACGACCGGGCUCGACGCAGAGGAGGAGGAGAUCGGCCUGCUCCACGACGGCAUCAAGGACACGCCGAGAGCCGGGCACGACCCGACGGCGGCCAAGAAGAAGCGCAAGCGCUUCUCGCUCGAGCGCCUCUUCUCGCUCUCGACGCCGCCCUCGACUCGGCCCCGCACGAUCCCGCUCAACGAGCCCGCACAAAAGCGCAAGAAGUCGCCCUUCCCGCCCAACAUUGUCAAAAACCAGAAGUACAACGUGGCGACCUUUCUCCCGCUCGUCCUGUACGAGCAGUUCAAGUUCUUCUACAACCUGUACUUCCUCCUCGUCGCCCUGUCGCAAUUCGUCCCUGCGCUCCGCAUCGGCUUCCUCGCGACCUACAUCGUCCCGCUCGCGUUUGUCCUCCUCGUCACGAUCGGCAAGGAGGCGUUCGACGACUACACGCGGUACCUGCGCGACCGCUCGGCCAACUCGGCCCUGUACAGCCGCCUCGUCGACUCGUCGUCGAGCUCGACCCCGCACUCGCACCACGCCUCGUCGUCGUCGACCUCGUCGGCCCCGCUCAAGCCGACGCCGUCGUCCAACCUGCGCGUCGGUGACCUCGUCCACCUCGAGAAGAACGACCGCGUCCCGGCCGACAUGGUGCUCCUGCGCACCAGCGACCCGAGCGGGACCUGUUUCGUGCGCACCGACCAGCUCGACGGCGAGACCGACUGGAAGCUGCGCGUCGCUGUCGAGCGCACGCAGCGCCUCGCCGGCGACGCCGAGCUCCUCGAGUGCGUCGGCGAGGUGUACGCCGACGCGCCGACGAAGGACAUCCACACAUUCGUCGGCACGCUCACGCUGCGGUCGACGCCGCCGCCUCGCGCACCACCGGCGCACGACGGCGAGGGCGAGGGCGCAGGCGGCCCCUCGCUCGAGCGAGGUGCGCCGCACGACGACGACGCCGCCGACGACGGCGACCUCGUCGCGAGCCACCCGGUCGAGCCGCUCACGGCCGAGCACAUGCUGUGGGCCAACACGGUCCUCGCCGCCGGUGCCGCCGUCGGCAUGGUCGUCUACACGGGCCGCGAGACGCGCGCCGUCAUGAACACGAGCCAGCCCGGGACCAAGGUCGGGCUCCUCGACCACGAGAUCAACCGGCUCGCCAAGAUCCUGUGCGCCGUCACGUUUGCCCUGAGUGUCAUCCUCGUCGCGCUCAACGGGUUCCGAGGGCACUGGUGGGUCUACGUGUUCCGGUUUUUGAUCCUGUUCUCGAGCAUCAUCCCCAUCUCGCUCCGCGUCAACCUCGACAUGGGCAAGACGGUCUACGCGCACCAGAUCAUGCACGACCCCGAGAUCCCCGACACGAUCGUGCGCACGUCGACGCUGCCCGAGGAGCUCGGCCGCAUUGAGUACCUCCUAAGCGACAAGACGGGCACCUUGACCCAGAACGAGAUGGAGCUCAAGAAGCUGCACCUCGGCACCAUGUCGUUCGGCGUCGACUCGAUGGACGAGGUGGCGCACCAGCUCGCGACGGCACUCGGCGAGGACAAGCCUAUCUCGACAUCGACCUUGACGACCGGCGUCGCGCUCGCGGCGACUCGAGGGAGGAGGGACAUGAGCUCGAGGGUCAAGGACGUCGUCCUCGCGCUCGGCCUGUGCCACAACGUCACGCCCGUCGUCGACGACGCCGACGGCUCGAUCACGUACCAGGCGUCAUCGCCCGACGAGGUCGCCAUCGUGCGCUUCACCGAGUCGGUCGGGCUCACGCUGUCGGCUCGCGACCGCACGUCCAUGUCGCUGCGCUCGUCGGCCGGCCAGACCCUGUCGUUCGACGUCCUCGAGGUGUUCCCGUUCACGUCCGAGUCCAAGCGGAUGGGCAUCAUCGUGCGCGACCGCCACUCGGGCGAGAUCACGUUCUACCAGAAGGGCGCCGACGUCGUCAUGGCGCGCAUCGUCGCGUACAACGACUGGCUCGAGGAGGAGUGCGGCAAUAUGGCGCGCGAGGGCCUGCGCACGCUCGUCAUGGCGCGCAAGCGCCUGUCGGACGAGACGUACCGCGCGUUCGACGGCGCGUACCGCGACGCGCGCGUCUCGCUCGGCGACCGCACGGCGGCGAGCGCGCGCGUCGUCGCCGAGUACCUCGAGCGCGACCUCGAGCUGCUCGGCGUCACGGGCGUCGAGGACAAGCUCCAGGAGGACGUCAAGAUGACGAUCGAGCUCUUGCGCAACGCCGGCAUCAAGAUCUGGAUGCUCACCGGCGACAAGAUCGAGACGGCGACCUGCAUCGCCAUCUCGACCAAGCUCGUCUCGCGAGGCCAGUACAUCCACCAGAUCGCCAAGCUCAAGUCGCCGGCGCAAGCACGAGACGAGCUCGAGUUCCUCCAGACCAAGCUCGACUGCUGCCUCGUCAUCGACGGCGAGUCGCUCCAGCUCUGCAUCGAGCACUUCCGCCAGGACUUUAUCGAGCUGUCGACCCAGCUGUCGGCCGUCGUCGCGUGCCGGUGCUCGCCGACGCAAAAGGCCGACGUCGCCCGCUUGAUCCGCGAGCACACCAAGAAGCGGGUGUGCUGCAUCGGCGACGGCGGCAACGACGUGUCGAUGAUCCAGGCGGCCGACGUCGGCGUCGGCAUCGUCGGCAAAGAAGGUCGUCAGGCGUCGCUCGCGGCCGACUUUUCCGUCAACCAGUUCAGCUACCUCACCAAGCUCCUCGUGUGGCACGGGCGCAACUCGUACAAGCGCAGCGCCAAGCUCGCCCAGUUCGUCAUCCACCGCGGCUUGAUCAUCUCGGUCAUCCAGGCCGUCUUCUCGGCCGUGUUCUACUUCUCGCCCAUCGCCAUCUAUCAAGGGUGGCUCAUGGUCGGCUACGCGACGGCCUACACGAUGCUGCCCGUCUUCUCGCUCGUGCUCGACCGCGACGUCAACGAGGACGUGGCGCUCCUGUACCCAGAGCUGUACAAGGAGCUCACCAAGGGCCGCAGCCUGUCGUACAAGACGUUCUUCACGUGGCUCAUGAUCUCGCUGUACCAGGGCGGCGCCAUCAUGCUCGCGUCGCUCAUCCUGUUCGAGUCCGAGUUCCUCAACAUUGUCUCGAUCUCGUUCUCGGCCCUCGUCCUCAACGAGCUCGUCAUGGUCGCCGUCGAGAUCACGACGUGGCACACGCUCAUGGUCGUCAGCGAGGUCGUCACGCUCGCCCUCUACGUCGUCUCGAUCCUGUUCCUCCCAGAGUACUUUGACCUCUCGUUCGUGCUCACGACCGGGUUCGUGUGGCGCGUCGCCCUCAUCGUCGCCAUCUCGGCCGCGCCGCUCGGGGUCCUCAAGUACCUCAAGGCCAAGUUUGCCCCGACUCAGUACGCCAAGCUGCGCGACUUUUAGACAGUCUCUCCCUCUCUCUCUCU
Messenger RNA from Rhodotorula graminis WP1, 3845 nucleotides. RefSeq lists its product as uncharacterized. Gene Ontology annotation, biological process: phospholipid translocation; retrograde vesicle-mediated transport, Golgi to endoplasmic reticulum; endocytosis. Gene Ontology annotation, molecular function: ATP hydrolysis activity; magnesium ion binding; ATP binding. Lineage: Eukaryota; Fungi; Basidiomycota; Microbotryomycetes; Sporidiobolales; Sporidiobolaceae. The coding region runs from base 1 to 3822 and encodes 1273 amino acids. Gene Ontology annotation, cellular component: plasma membrane; endosome; trans-Golgi network. The record is from RefSeq and is a predicted model, not a curated record. The transcript has 14 exons.